AAAUCCGUAGAAGGAAAGCAGAGCAUCGUCAUUAAUCGUCCUCCUUGCAAGCGCAAGUCUUCUCUUUUUCUUUCUCUCUCUCUCUCUCUCGCUCGCAGCGGGGGCUGGAAUUUGUGGCAGACCCGAUCGACGCUUCUCACGCAUGAGCACCAGCAGCGCGAUUGCCAUGGCCGCGGGCAGCGCGCUGGCGCUGGCGCCGGGCCGAAUUGCGGCGACGCUCCAAGCGCCGGUCCGCGCAACGGUGGGGAAUUUGAAGAGCGCGCGGAGCGUGCACGCGGGAGGAGCGGCGCUGCAAUGCGCGCCCUGGAGCGUGCAGCCGCGGCGCGGGGCGAGGCGGGGCGCGGUGCGCGCGUCGACGUCGGGCGGGCGCGAGCUGUACCAGCCCUUCAGGCCGCCGCCGACGCGCGUGGAGGAAGCGCCCGCGGGCGCACAGAGCGUUGAGGAGAUGCUGCAGGUGCUGCGGGAUAAGGAGGGUCUAUGGUACCACUACGCGAGCGUGCUGCCGGCGCUGAGCCGCUGCGGGUUCUCGCCCAGCGAAAUCGACGAGGCCACGGGCAUCAAUGGCCACGAGCAGAACCAGCUCGUGGUCGGGUCGCAGGUGCGCUUGUCGCUCGUGGCCACGGGCUUCGACAAGGACGCCAUCGCGUUUUUCGACAAUGGCGGGGCGGAAAUCCUGUACGAAUUGCGCACGCUGUCCGUGCAGCAGCGGCGCGCCUCGGCGGAGUAUCUCAUGGCCCGCGGCAUGGACGGCAAGGGCGCCCGCGAUGUGGCCAAGGCCGUGAAGGACUUCGAGCGGCGCAGGAACAUUCCCGGCUGGGAGCAGUUCUCCUCGUCUCCCGGCGACUGCCUCGCCCUCUCUCUGCUGCGCCAGAGCAAGGAGGCCCGCAGUGCCAACGAAGUGGAGGCCUUCAUCCAUCAAGCGCUGGAAUGCGCCGAAUCCGAGAGUGCCAAGAGGAUGCUCGAGGGCGUUUUGCGCAGCGAGGAGCAUGAGAAAGUCGCUGAGAAAGUCGCCAAGGCCUCUGUGACAAUCAUGCGACUCUCCUCCGAGGAGCUUCCCGUAGUGCUCCCGGUCUGCGAAUUUUCGACCCAGGCCGUUUCGGAUUGUCCGUCGUCGGCCGCUGGCAGUAGCGGUCCUUUUCCUAUCCAUUAUUCUUCCUCUUUGUGGCAGUCGUUCGUCUCGGUUCCCGGAUGGAAACCAAUCGUGGACGCGGCCGCGCCGAUAGCCAUAUUCAUUAAAGAUUCGAAACUUCUUCCGAAACAAGUGGGAAUUAAAAACCACAACGACCCCAUUCUUUUGGUAGUUGACAAGGGCGAUCGAAUUGUGGUGGCCAGUAGUUACUUCUUAGUAGAUACAGAAGGAUCGAUGACUUUGAAGGCCGGGCCCGAAAUAUCUGAAGGCAGCUGUACUGUCUUAGGCAGAGUUUUGAUCGCAUUGAGACCGCCGUUGCCCGAAGAUCCCAACGAAGAUGAUACAAGCUGGGAGUAAGCGAGCUGGGUUUUUCGACGAAUUUAUGUAGCCAGAGUAGAAUGGUCUCUUGUCUAUCCAUGAAUUUAUUAUCUAGAGCACCAUCGACCCUCCGUUUGUUUGUAAAAUUCACCUUCCGUGCUCUAUAUCGCACUUACGUCAACGCUACUGGCAAGAAAGAGUUUAAGAUCGCAGAUUGACGGAUUAUCGUCAUCUGCUUAGAUAGGUACGGCGGAAUGAAGUCAUCCAUGAGAAGGUCCCAGCAUGUGUUCAUUCUCGAUGUUGUCCUUUUCUAGGAGAAAAUUGAAGGCCAAGGUCUUGGGAUUAAAAGCCCAUUCAGACCGUCGCGUUUUUUUGGUCUUCCUGAAGCCGACAGGAUUUGCUGAAUUCUGCUCAUUGUUCACUGAGGAGUGGUUUCUCUAUUUGCAGCGAUUUUUUUUUAUAUCAUUACUGUCUGCAAGGUGCAUGCCACCAGUUCCUCCUGCUGUGAUCAAAAUACCAGGUUUGCUCGGUGGUUUUUACACGGUCAUUUCUGUUGCACCAUAUCCCGCUGAUUUCGGAUGUUCAGAGCUCCUAAGUUAAUAUCAAACCUACUGGCUUUGUCUCAU
Messenger RNA from Marchantia polymorpha subsp. ruderalis, 2073 nucleotides. The record is from the annotation of a GenBank genome assembly. Lineage: Eukaryota; Viridiplantae; Streptophyta; Marchantiopsida; Marchantiales; Marchantiaceae.